AUGUCUGCGGCCUUGCCAAUCAUUGAUUUGCAGUCGUUUGGAAGGGUGGAAGACUUGGGGGCGGAGCUGAUGCGCGUCGGCAAGGAUCCAGGCUUCUUUUAUGUCGUUGGACACGGAUUGGGCGACCACGUCGCUGCGGGCGUGUUCGCCCUCGCCCAAGCCUUCUUCAACGCACCCCUGGAGGACAAGUUGGCAUUCGCAAAUGGGAGUGGCGAUCUGGGCUACACCGGCCUGAGAGAAGAAAGGUUGUCGGGAGCCGGGCCCGGAGACGUCAAAGAGUCAUUCUAUCUUUCAGACCCCGGAAGGACCGCGCAGUCUCUCCCAGUAGGUCUGGAAAGAGGCCGUGAGACGAUAGCGGCCUUCUUCUCUGGCUGUGACAGGUUAGCAAAGACGCUAUUGGAAGGACUCGCCGUUGGCCUGGGCAUGCCAAAAGACUUUUUGUCUACAGCCCACACAGGCGAGAGUUGCCGCAUGCGUCUCAUCAACUACCCUCCGGUAUCCCAGCUCGCUUCGCGCCACAGCCUGACCUCCGAAGAUACGGAAGACAUCCGCGCAGGCGCACACUCCGACUACGGCUCCCUAACGCUGCUUUUCCGCCAGCCAUCUGAUCAAGGUGGGCUGCAAGUCUUACGGGGUGGAGCAUGGGUCGAUGUAGCAUGCCUGCCGGAUGCCAUUGUCGUGAAUAUUGGGGAUGCCCUCGAGUUUUGGACCGCGGGGAGGUUGCGAUCUACGGUACAUCGGGUGGCAUUUCCUAGGACCGCAAAGGAGAACGUCGGGAGGUUGAGCAUACCUGUGUUCAUCCAGCCUGACCGUCAUGUCAUAUUGGCGCCGAUCAAGAGCACAGAUGAGUCACUGACGACAGGGGAAGAACUCGGCGCAGAGUUCAUGGAGGUUUUGCGCCGAAAGGGGUACGAGAACGCCAAGCCCGUCACGAGCUCAGAACACCUGAACAGAAGAAUACGAGCCACGUAUACCAAGUGUUCAUGA
This is a messenger RNA of Colletotrichum graminicola M1.001, 987 nucleotides long. RefSeq names its product 2OG-Fe(II) oxygenase superfamily protein. Bases 1 to 987 code for a protein of 328 amino acids. NCBI's taxonomy places the organism in Eukaryota, Fungi, Ascomycota, Sordariomycetes, Glomerellales, Glomerellaceae. Gene Ontology annotation, molecular function: dioxygenase activity. The transcript is spliced from 4 exons. The record is from RefSeq and is a predicted model, not a curated record.